CCUAACCUGUGCCCUAAAGCCUUCCCUCACCGCCGACUUCUCCCCUUCGCUUCCUCUGUGCCACCCUCCGAGGGCUGCAACGGCGUCGGCAGAUCGCCGGCCUCGCUCACCCGCACCGGCAGAGUCUCCCGAGCCCUCUCCCUCUCACGAUUUCCCCUCUUCACCGUGCCCUAGCCGCCUCUUUUCCUCUCUCGAUCUCACGUAUGUGAUCACGCCGACCACCAUCCGCACCGCCGGGAUCUUUCCCUCUUCUCACCGUUGGCCGGACUUGCCAUCUCCACGGAUCGCCGGAUGUUUGCUACGGUUGUCCUUCUCUUUAAGUUGCAGCCCGUGCCUGGCCAUCCUCACCGCCAGAUCGCCGAUUCUCUGUAGCCUCGAAGGACACCUGAUGCCGCCGUCGUCUUCCCUCUCCGGCCACGAACAGGAGGCAGUGGGGUUGUGCCCGUGAGCCGAUUUCCCCUCUCCCACACCACGUGAUGCCAUCACCGACGCUGUGCCCUGGUUGUGCUUGCCACAGUGCUGAUCAUCGAUCAUCGAUGUUGACAUUCCAGGCGGACUGGUCGUCACCAGUGAGGCUCCUCCACCACCGUGGGUCGUCGUCUGCCCUAAUGUGAGCUUGACCUUGCCUUAUUGCCCAAUUGGUUCUCUGGUGGACAUGGAGCAGCUCCAUCAGAUCAUUGGUGAGGACUUGGAUUCGGGACGAGCGUCUCGGCGUGAGAUUUCAGGACGUGAUCUACGUAUCAAGGUAGCAGGUAAAGGAUUUAUGGAGUCGCCUGGAGAUCCUGUCCGCCAGUUCCACGUCACAUUCGAGGAUGACCUUACGAUUUCGAUUUUUAAUGGUGAUCUGGACCAGCAACAACAUGAAACUAGUUUCCUAUCAUUAGUAAUGUUGCUGCACAUGAGAUUUUGGAAGAGCAAAAGUGGUGUGCCAAAUGUGGAAAAUUUCAAUUGCCAAAUCAGAUUGACAUAGAAACAGAGAAAGAAAGGAAAAGAGUCUGCAGAUUAAAGAAUGAAAACAGUGGUUAAAGUUGUUAAGUAAUUGGAGAGCAUGUUGUGUUGCAUUGUCCGAGACGACCAUUACUUCAAGUGUGGGGGAUGAAGUUCUUAUUCAUAGGGGAUUUGAGAUUAUUUGAAAUUCAAAAUUCUGGAAUUAAAGUGUGAAAAUCAUGAUUUUAUUGUAUUAUUUUGAUUCAUAUAUGCAUUGUUUGAUAUUGAUUUUAUUGGUUUAAAUCAUGGUUACAUCACAUUUCAUGCAUUGUCUUUAUUUUUGGCUUAAUUACAAAUUAUCUUAUUUUUGGUGUUAUUUGAUGCUAAUAUUUGAUUCUUAUUUUG
This is a messenger RNA of Zingiber officinale, 1332 nucleotides long. RefSeq lists its product as uncharacterized. The transcript has 6 exons. Bases 656 to 970 code for a protein of 104 amino acids. NCBI's taxonomy places the organism in Eukaryota, Viridiplantae, Streptophyta, Magnoliopsida, Zingiberales, Zingiberaceae. The record is from RefSeq and is a predicted model, not a curated record.